This is a messenger RNA of Medicago truncatula (barrel medic), 2703 nucleotides long. RefSeq names its product nucleobase-ascorbate transporter 11. The record is from RefSeq and is a predicted model, not a curated record. Lineage: Eukaryota; Viridiplantae; Streptophyta; Magnoliopsida; Fabales; Fabaceae. Gene Ontology annotation, cellular component: membrane. Bases 390 to 2507 code for a protein of 705 amino acids. The transcript has 10 exons. Gene Ontology annotation, biological process: transmembrane transport. Gene Ontology annotation, molecular function: transmembrane transporter activity.
UUUAAAAUUUUAAAAGCUAAACUACAAAAUUUCAAGAUAAUUUUAUUAUAUUUUGAAUUCUUAACUAAUAAUACUUAGAGAAAAUUGUUAACAUAUUUCUUCAAAAAUUUACCCCAAAACAUCAUUUCUCCUUUUGAAGUAAAGGAAAAAAGAGAGAACCUUGAAUGUCACAUUUCAACUAACGGCCACACUCCAGGGUCAUUCUGGUAAAUCCACUUCCAUCUCCUUCACCAGUCACUCUCACUUCCUAAAAAAAGCUCUCAAACUUCCACUGUAUGCAUUUUCUCUCAUACACUUUUUUCUGUUCAUGUAAUAAAAAUCCAAUCUUUAUUCAUUCCACAACAUUGUAUUGAUUUCAUCACUUCAAAUUUCUUCAAAAAAAAGUGUAAAUGGAAAACAAAGCUGAACCAAAAGUUGCACCUUUUGUUCCAAAAACUGGUUACAACCCAAGAGAAUUACGUUCAUGGGCUAAGAAAACUGGAUUUGUUUCUGAUUAUUCAGGUGAAGCAGGGACUAGUGGAAGUGAAAAGUUUGAACCUUUUCAUCAUAGAGGAAGAGGGUCAUCUUCUUCUCCUAAGAUAGAGAUAGAUCCAACUAGGGGUGUUGAGAUCCAACCAGCUUCACAAGGAGGUGUUUUGGAGGAGAAUGUGAGGAAAGAGAAUGAACCUGUUUUGCCUUUGAAUGGUGAUGGUGAGAGGAAAGUUGGUUUAAGAGGGAAUGGUGUUAAUGUGAAUGGUAAUGGUGGUAAUGGUCAUGGUGUAUCUGCAGUUGCUCCUGUGACAGAGGAAAAAGAUGAGGAGAAUGUGAUACAUGGUGAUGGUGAAGUUAAGGUUAAUGUGUUUCCAGAAGGAGUUGAUUUUGGAGAUGGUGGAUGGAAAGGACCAUCUGAACUGAAGUGUGGACUUAAAGAAAAUCCGGGUUUCGUAGCUCUUAUCUAUUAUGGCUUACAGCACUAUCUAUCAUUGGCUGGUUCACUUGUAUUAAUCCCAUUAGUCAUGGUACCAAUCAUGGGUGGAACAGAUAAGGAUACUGCUACCGUAAUUUCUACAAUGUUGUUUCUUUCCGGCAUCACAACUAUACUGCACUGUUACUUUGGUACCCGACUUCCUUUAGUGCAAGGGAGCUCGUUUGUGUAUUUAGCACCGGCAUUAGUCAUUAUAAAUGCUCAAGAAUAUCGGAAUCUUACAGAACACAAAUUUAGACACAUAAUGAGGGAACUCCAAGGUGCUAUAAUUGUUGCUUCAAUAUUUCAAUGUAUCUUGGGAUUUAGUGGCUUGAUGUCUAUCCUACUCAGGUUAAUCAACCCUGUUGUGGUUGCGCCAACGGUUGCUGCUGUAGGUUUAGCGUUCUUCAGUUACGGUUUCCCACAAGCUGGUAUUUGCUUGGAAAUCACUGUUCCACAAAUUGCAUUGGUUCUAUUAUUCACUCUGCAUCUUCGAGGAAUAUCUAUCUCUGGACGCCACUUAUUUCGAAUUUAUGCUGUUCCGUUGAGCGCAACAAUAACUUGGAUAUUUGCAUCCCUUUUAACAGCUGGGGGUGUAUAUAAUUACAAAGAAUGCAAUCCCAAUGUACCAAGUUCAAACAUUCUUACCGAUGCGUGUAGAAAACAUGCAGAUACCAUGAGGCAUUGCCGGGCUGAUGUUUCCGAUGCAUUGUCCACUGCUGCAUGGGUCAGAAUUCCUUAUCCUUUACAGUGGGGUAUCCCUAUUUUCCACUUCAGGACUUCCAUAAUCAUGGUCAUAGUGUCACUGGUUGCUUCUGUAGAUUCGGUUGGAACUUAUCGUGCUACGUCGCUUCAAGUUAAUUCAAGGCCUCCAACUCCAGGAGUUGUGAGCCGAGGAAUUGCAUUGGAGGGUUUCUGUAGCAUAUUGGCUGGUCUUUGGGGUUCAGGUACCGGUUCAACGACUUUGACAGAAAACAUGCACACAAUUAACACCACAAAGGUGGCAAGUAGGAGAGUAGUGGAACUUGGAGCAGUUUUCUUGAUCCUGUUCUCAUUUGUAGGAAAAGUGGGUGCUCUCCUUGCUUCCAUUCCACAGGCCUUGGCUGCUGCUAUACUGUGUUUCAUGUGGGCUCUUACCGUGGCAUUGGGCCUAUCGACUUUACAGUAUGGUCAAUCACCCAGCUUCAGGAACAUGACAAUCGUCGGCGUUGCAUUGUUCCUUGGAAUGUCCAUUCCAUCUUAUUUUCAACAAUACCAGCCUGAGUCAAGUCUUAUACUGCCCAGUUAUCUGGUUCCUUAUGCGGCAGCGUCAAGUGGGCCAUUCCAUUCAGGACUUAAACAACUUGAUUUUGCUAUCAAUGCUCUUAUGUCCAUGAACAUGGUGGUUACACUGUUGGUGGCAUUUCUACUGGACAACACUGUCCCGGGAAGUAAACAAGAACGAGGAGUGUAUACAUGGUCGAGAGCUGAAGACAUUGCCGCGGAUGCCUCACUGCAAUCUGAAUAUUCGCUGCCAAAGAAACUUGCGUGGUGUUGCUGUUGGUUGAAGUGUUUGGGAGUCUAGUACUUUGGACAUCAACAAAACAGUAAUGCAGAUCGUGAAGAAAAAGGUAAAUGUACAUUGUAAUAUAGUUACUGCUAGCAACAUUAAAUUGGAGAAAGCUUUGAAUUAUUCAUUAUGCUUGGAAAGUUGCAUAGUUACUUUCACAUGUAAGUCAAAUUGUCUGUUAAAAAUUAUUAUGUACUUAAAUAUUUAAUUA